Populus trichocarpa (black cottonwood) is the source of this 2729-nucleotide messenger RNA. RefSeq lists its product as uncharacterized. Gene Ontology annotation, molecular function: hydrolase activity. NCBI's taxonomy places the organism in Eukaryota, Viridiplantae, Streptophyta, Magnoliopsida, Malpighiales, Salicaceae. Bases 243 to 893 code for a protein of 216 amino acids. The transcript is spliced from 9 exons. The record is from RefSeq and is a predicted model, not a curated record.
UCUUUUCCUCUGUCGUCCUAAAAAACACUCUUUCUUUGUGGGGUUGUUGUUGCCUUGGCCUUGGAGCCUCCAAAAUCAGAGGCAAAUCUUUUUUUUUUUUUCUCUUCUGGUAAGACUCCCAAAGCCCUAACUUAACUAAAUUCACUUUUGAUCCGUCUUCUACCCAUCAACAGUUAGGUUGUGUGCUUUUCUCAGUCAUUGCAACAAGCAUUUCGGCAUUGGCUAUAUCUCUGGGGGAUAACAUGAGUUUUGCUGGUCCUUCCCUGGCUUCUGGUGGUAAAACUGUUAGAAGAGCUAUAGAAUUCGGAAGGACUUAUGUGGUUAAGCCCAAAGGUAAACACCUUGCCACUGUUGUUUGGCUACAUGGGCUUGGCGAUAAUGGCUCAAGCUGGUCACAGCUCUUGGAGACUCUUCCUCUUCCAAAUAUUAAAUGGAUAUGCCCAACUGCACCGACUCAACCUGUAACUGUAUUCGGGGGUUUCCCAUCAACAGCUUGGUUUGAUGUGGGAGACCUUUCAGAAGAUGCUCCUGAUGAUACAGAGGGUCUGGAUGCUGCAGCAGCACAUGUGGCAAAUUUGCUGUCAACAGAGCCCUUUGACAUUAGACUUGGAAUUGGAGGCUUCAGCAUGGGUGCUGCAACUGCUAUGUAUUCUGCUACCUGCUUUGCUGCUGGAAAGUACUCAGAUGGCAGUGCAUACCCUGCCAAUUUGAGUGCAAUUGUUGGAUUAAGUGGCUGGCUUCCAUGUUCAAAGACCCUGAGUAAGAAAAUAGGAGGGGAUGAAACCGCAAGGCGUGCUGCUUCCUUGCCUAUAUUGCUCUGUCAUGGCAAAGAAUUAGAGUUGAACAGAACUUGUUUAGGAAGAAAUGAAGAGAAAUCAGCAUGUGAACAGUAGUAGCUGGCAGUGCUGUAGCAAAAGAACAUUGAAGUAAGGAAGAAGACUUACGAGAAAAUAGAAUGACAAUAUAUAGAACAAGAAACCGAUGUGGUGUUUCGCAAGGCACGAAAUUGAACAAGUAAUAAGAGUGAUGAGAAAGAGUGUCGAACCCAUAGAGAUUUAUGAAUCCUAUUAAGUAUUAAACUUGAUUUAAUUCAAUUAUAUUUAACUAAAUGAUUAUUUGAGUGAUUGAACUCAUGAAAAAAUAAAUAACAGAAUAGCAAACUAACAACUUGACAAAUUAUCAAUCGAUUGAAACACUAAAGCAUCCAUUUUUACCAUAACCAAUCUAUAAUAAAUCCUCAAAUAAUGCUAAUCAAGAAUAAAAACUAAUGCUGACAGUUGAGGUUCCCCAACCUAUCCAACAAUCUCUCCAGCAUCAUUGAAAUUACUCUCAUAUGUUAACCCAUCGUAUCUCUAUGCGAAUUUAAAUGUAUAAAAAUGCAUUAAGUUUCAUGGAUUCUUGCAUAACAUAACCACACAAAUUGCAUGUCUAUCUCUAGAUUUCCCUCAAUUUAUGGCAUUCAUCACAUGAAGCAAGUAUAUAUCACCUUUGAGUCUCAAUAUAACCAUCAAAUCAUUCAAAUAUUGGCUAGAUAUUCGAAAAUUAAAAAUAGUGAUGAACACUCAACAUGAAAUCAUUAAACUCGAAACAACAUUGAAUAAUGGAACAAAAACAUCAUAGUUCACCUACAUCGUAGCCCUCGCUAAAGGAAUUAGUUCAUGAUGGAAAGAAAUAAAAACAGGCUGCCAAUCAACAUUGAAAUAAAAGGAAACGAGAUGAAGGAGAAACUAAAAAGAAAUUUGUUGUUGCCAGCAUCUCUCCAUGUAGUCUCCAUUGUUCAGCCUCUUUUCAGGCCUCCAUUGGUGAAUUCUUGUUGAAUGAAUGAAUGAUAAUUGUCUUCCCCUUCUUUUUGCCCAAAGUUUUUUUUUUCUUGAUUUUAAUAUCAGCCUCCUGAAAAAGUCACAUUGGGGUUAUGAGAAAAGGUAGGAAUUAAAUCCCUUUUUAUUAAGGAUUUUGUUUACAAUUGGAUUAGGAUUCCAACUUCAUUGCACUUCCCUCUUCCAAAUUGAACCUCUAGUUGUGUUUAGCAAUCAUAGCUGACUUAUUAUGAAUUAAAUACAAUAUCUAGGUUUCCCCUAAUUACUCUAUAUGUUUGGAUGCUUUCUUACAAAGACUAGUAAGUUGUGAUGUUGGAAAGUUCAAAAUCGCACAUAAUUCUAGCACUGGACCACUAAUACUGAAAUGAAUGCAACUUCUUCCAGAGAACUCGGAAUUGUAAACUGCAAAAUUCUCUAGAUUUCUAUAGCUUUCCAAGCAUUAUGGCAUGUCAUUUGGUUCUUUCAAAGAAUACCCAGUUUAAUCCAUAAAGUUGAUGUAUUUGCAGAAACAACUUUUUUCAUAUUUGAUUAUGUUAGGUAGUCGACUUGUGGCCAGAUUUUCUCUUCGAGGUAGGUUGAUCUUGGCCAAAGUGAUAAACAUAAGAAUUGUUGUCCUUCAAGAUAGCUUUUUAAUGGUGCCAUAAUCACCUGAUUUCUCGAUUAGAAAGAAAGUUAUGUCCAAAAUGCCGAGGCAUCUUCUGAAGAAUUCGAGAAGGACUUCCUUUUUUGCUAUUAUGCACUCAAACCUAACACAAACAAAAUAAACAAAAUGAAGCCUAAAAGCAUAAAAAAUUGAAAAUGUAACAGCUAAACAAACUUAAAUGAGGUACAAAAUAUGUAUAUAUUUUAAACUCACGAGAAACCUUGUGCACCAAACCUUCAACAUAACUUAACUCGUAAAAAAAAAUAAAA